AUGAACAUCGUGCACUUACGUACCCUUUCUCGUGUCGAGAUUCAGAAGCUGGCUAGGGCGAAUAAUAUCAAGGCGAAUCUCAAAACAACCACAAUCAUAGAACUACUCUUGGAGCGUAAUCCUCCUUCGCCUGAGCCCCAGGUUGCUGCCGACCCGGCCGGCACUACGUCCAAUCUUGUUGAUCGGAGUCGCAACCCAAGUCCCUCGAGCUCUCCCCCCCCUCCAUCUUUUACACUGCAAACACCCCGACCUCCCUCUCGGACUGCGCAUACUGCGGGUGGCCCAAGUGACAAUAACGUUACUCGCUUUCUGGCGCCACAUGUGCUCCCGGGGGUCUCGUCAUCUUUCAAUGUUGUCGAUGACAAGGAUUUUGUUUCCGAUGUAGACGAAGAUGGUCUGCAGAGUCCUAUACGUCGGGCGCGAACGCGCAGUGGUAACCCGAGUCCUCCGGCCUCCGGCCUCCCUCCCAUGAUGCUCAAAACGCCAAAAGGGCCAUCUACUCUUUCUACUCAACCCCCUGCCGCUGGAUUGUCCCCACCACGGGCGCGAUCUGCAUCUUUUGUAGCGCAGUCUAGUAGAAGCUCCAGCCCCUCUUCCAUAGCUGGCAAUGCAUCAGUGGCCUCCACGCGCAUGGUUGAAAAGAAGCGUGCGGCAAGUGAAGUACGAAUGAGUCGUAUUCCGCCCGCCUCCGAGUACGCAAGAUCAUUGAUGGAAGCAAUGAACCGCUCUUACGAGGAACAUCUUCCACUUCAACCUCAGGUUCCUGCCCCUGAAUUGGGUUCUCCUGGAUCGUCAACGCGCCCAACAAAUGGGCGGAUGCCCCUCAAACAAAUCUACAUGUCACAGCCCCGCAUAGUUGAAUCGGAACGCUCUGUAUCGGGAGCGCACACCACUCGGCCGACGUUCGGCGAGAAUCCUGCCCCGCUACUGCCCCGCCCGAGAUUCCAGUACGAGGAUCCACAGCUUGACGAGGUCCCCGCGCCACAGAAAAAGCUGGAGGAUGCAGUGGCGUCCAUAGCUGCAGUGCACCGUACCUAUCGCAAGACGUAUGCUGAGGCAGAGGCGCUGCGUGCGGAGGCCGAGGAGUGUUUCAAGGAAGUAGAAGUCCUGCGCUACCGCAUUGCGCAGGAGAAGGCGAUGCGGUUGCGCGCAAUGAAGUAUUUCGCGUGGUGGCAGAACAAGAGCCCGUGGUUUACCGAUGAGCAGCUGUAUGAUCACGAGUUUAAGACGGUGACGACUCGCGAUGGAAUCAUAAUGGAGAUCGACUCAGACGAAGACGAGGCGGAUUAUGUGGACCUCAUGAAAGCACCAGCGCGGUCUUGCGAUAGUAAGACGCAAUCAGCGCCGCUGAUACCCGAAGGCAAAGGCAAGAAGGGUCAUAAUGUUCCUGUGAAAGUAUUAAAGCAGAUGGCAGCAGCGUAUGGUGGGCCUCUGGAGAGACAGGAGUCAUUUAUUGUGCAGACCAACAGGAAGCGCAGUCGUGACCCCGCAGAACAGGAAGAACGAGCUACUUCCCCGAGAAAGCGAGCCCGCAACGUGGUUGGCCCUAAAGCUACUGGUAUUCAUAGAGGCAGGCAGACGGGGAUAUCCAUUGCUGAAGACACUCCAACAAAUCCUCAAGCUUCCGGCUCGGGUGUACCGAAAAGUACAGCUAGUAGGGGCAAGAAGAGACGUCAAGACGCUGACGAUCCCGAGACUGCGGGUGCUGAUAGUAGGAGCAGCAAGAGGGCCCGCGGGAUGCACCCAGGCUCCCCCAGCCAAACCAACCACAACACAAGAAAUUCUUCGCGAGCCGUCCAAGGAAAAGGGAAAGGGAAAAUGACCGCGUCCGAAUCGGAAAGUGAGGACGAAGAUCGCAUUGACUCAGAGAGCGUUGUGGCCAUCCUUAGCGCCAUUGUCGAGGACGGAGAGGACGAGGAGGAUGCAGGUGACGACUCCCCUAUCAAGCUUCCCCCGUCUGUCGCGCGUUCUCCACGGCACACACCUAAAGGCGCGGAAAAUCACUUGCCCCGCGCGCUGCAUCCGUCGAAAAUGAGCACGCAAUCACGCUCGGGCCGCAGUGGGAGUCGUAUCUGA
Molecule: messenger RNA, 2076 nt
Organism: Fibroporia radiculosa
Lineage: Eukaryota; Fungi; Basidiomycota; Agaricomycetes; Polyporales; Fibroporiaceae
Exons: 6
Coding region: 1-2076 (691 amino acids)
Source: RefSeq, a predicted model, not a curated record